UGUUUUGCAGAACCGCUGUGUCAAUAUAAUAGCUCACCUUUUCAAUGCUCCCAUUGGUGAGGAUGAAACUGCAAUAGGAGUUGGAACUGUUGGUUCAUCAGAAGCGAUAAUGCUGGCUGGGUUGGCAUUCAAAAGGAAGUGGCAGAACAAAAGAAAGGCGGAGGGAAAGCCAUAUGACAAACCCAACAUAGUUACUGGUGCAAACGUUCAGGUUUGCUGGGAAAAAUUUGCCAGGUAUUUUGAAGUGGAGUUAAAAGAAGUGAAACUAAGAGAAGGGUUUUAUGUAUUGGACCCUGAAAAGGCCAUCGAGAUGGUUGAUGAAAAUACUAUAUGUGUUGCUGCUAUUUUGGGUUCAACUCUAACCGGGGAGUUUGAAGAUGUCAAAAUUCUGAAUGAUCUACUCGUAGAGAAAAACAAGCAAACUGGUUGGGAUACCCCAAUUCAUGUGGAUGCCGCAAGUGGUGGUUUUAUAGCACCUUUUCUUUAUCCAGAAUUGGAAUGGGAUUUUCGUUUGCCGUUAGUGAAGAGCAUCAAUGCCAGUGGUCACAAAUACGGAUUGGUUUAUGCUGGUGUUGGCUGGGUGGUUUGGAGGAGCAAGGAGGAUUUGCCUGAAGAACUUAUUUUCCAUAUAAACUAUCUGGGUGCAGAUCAACCGACUUUCACCCUUAAUUUCUCCAAAGGUUCAAGCCAAAUUAUUGCUCAGUACUACCAGUUUAUACGAUUGGGAUAUGAGGGAUACAAGAGCAUCAUGGAGAAUUGCGUAGAGAACGCAAGAAUUCUCAAGGAAGGCAUUGAGCGUACUGGGAGAUUCGACAUCGUUUCAAAAGACGCAGGUGUGCCCCUCGUUGCCUUUAAACUGAAGGAUAGUAGCCAACACACAGUCUUCGAGAUAUCAGAGAGCCUGAGAAGAUUUGGAUGGAUAGUUCCGGCCUACACAAUGCCGCCUGAUGCAGAGCAUGUUGCAGUUCUGAGAGUGGUGAUCAGGGAAGACUUCAGCAGAAGCCUUGCAGAGCGUCUUGUCUCCGACUUAGUGAAGGUGCUGUCGGAGCUCGAUGCUCUGCCAAGCCGAAUCGCAAAGAUUGCAGCUGCUACGGCUGAGAUAAGUGGUGAUGGUGGUGCGGUGUCGAAGAAGAGUGUGAAGGAGAUACAGGAAGAGAUAACCAGUCACUGGAAGAGAAUUGUGGAGAAGAGUAAGAAGACGAGUGGUGUUUGUUGAUUUGCCUGAAUGGAGGUUUGUGGAUUUGGUUCUGGUUUUUGAACGUGCUGUGUUCGGUUUUCUGCUAGUUAAUGUGCAGUUUUGAUUCAUGUGAGCCGGUUGGUUUCCGGACUACCUGUUUAUACAGAUGGUGCUUGAGGAAUCGGA
Molecule: messenger RNA, 1363 nt
Organism: Phalaenopsis equestris
Lineage: Eukaryota; Viridiplantae; Streptophyta; Magnoliopsida; Asparagales; Orchidaceae
Product: glutamate decarboxylase-like
Exons: 5
Coding region: 110-1216 (368 amino acids)
Biological process (GO): L-glutamate catabolic process
Cellular component (GO): cytosol
Molecular function (GO): glutamate decarboxylase activity; pyridoxal phosphate binding
Source: RefSeq, a predicted model, not a curated record